AUGGUGGCCCGAAGACGCAAAAACCCCUCUCCACGAUAUCUUGCCUUUCGCCAUGCACGAACUUUGCUUCGAAGCCAGGGCUUGCUGGCUGUUGACGAGGAUCAUCUUGAGGAAGGACACCAGCGUCUUCACUCAUAUAUGACCCCAGGCCUUUACGGGGGGGGUUAUACCAUCAAAACCACGCAAGAGAUCGACGGAGCGGACAAGCUGGCGGAUACCCAGCCAUUCUUUGUCGACAAGUUCCUGUUUAAACUGCCAGAAGGCGAAAUCCACUCGGUCUAUCCGCCUCAAGGGCAUAAGGAAUGGGCAGAGGCCCUGCCACAUAUUGUAUUCAACACACCCAGCACGCCGUGGGAAUGGGCUGCCAGCAAUCGUGAUCAGGAGCCGGAUUAUGAGGCAAAUCGAAACCGGGUCCCGUGGCUGGCCGUCUUUGUUUUCACCAAGGACGAGCUCGAGUUAUCGAGGGACGAUUUGGCCGAAAGCCAUGGGAUCUUUGGAAAGAUUAAAGGCGAAGAGGAUGUCAGGCAGACACAAGGCCUAACUGUACCGGUGCGGGUGAAGGACAUUGAGAAGCUGCAGAAGACGGUAUCACCAGUGAAGCCGACACCCACCACCACCGAGGACACCACGACUGAGCUCAUCUUCCUCCGGAGGGAGCUUUUUACCACUCUUUUCUGCGCGCAGGACCAAGAUGGCAACCUGAAGAAGGGUAGCGGCCCGGAUGUCCGGCCUUAUCGAUUCCUGGCCCAUCGACGGGAUAUCAAUUCCACCGGCAUGGCCGUUGCUGCCAAAACCGCCACCGAAGACGAUCAGCAAUCCUACAGUGUGAUUCUUUCGCACCGAACGGGACCGACCUCGGCAACCGAACCAACAAACUGUAUUGCUCAUCUCGUCUCGAUUUACAAUGUUGAGCAUAUGAAUUGGUCGGAUACUUCUGAAUUCGUGGCCAUGUCGUCCCUAUACAGUUGGUCUUACAGCUGCUAUCCGUCGACAACACCAAACGUUUACAACCAGUUUGUAAAGUUGGGAGAGUCCUCCCAGAUGUUGCGUGCGGCUGUAGAGGCAAAAGACCUACCAGACCCCGAUAUUCCGCCUAAUGUCAAGGAGAGAGUUUUGAUCCGCUUGCAGAAUGGCUAUACCAUGGCUCGUUAUCGAGUCAAAACAGGCGAAUCGACCGCCUGCUUUACACGAGGAGCAUUCAUCCCGGUCGCCAAUGUUGCCGCAGAAGACACUUGGGAUCAUCUUUCAAACUCCGGCAGUGAUCUUCAGGUUCUCGACAAACAGCUAGGCAUCAUGGAUAUCACCUACUCGGCAGCUUGGCAGCUUGGUCGUACCAUGGCUAUUGCCGAUCAAUCGUUCGUCACCAGUCUCGGGCUGGUACGCAAGAACAUCUACGACCUUGGGAUGUAUUACUACCAGUUAGAACUCUUGUCUGAGCGCUCUCGCGAGCAGAUCAUUGCGGCAGUUCCAUCCCUCGUGCAGUCGCUCCAGUCCUUGCAACACAGUAGACAGUUGUCUGUGACCAACUCUGAAUCGCGAUCCCGGCGUUGGUUUCGCCCAUCAGUGAAACCAGUCGAUCGAUCCUAUGCUGGGCGAUCCCGUAUCAACAUCCAUGGGGAGGAAGAAGACGCAAUUGAACCCCACUUUCUUCGAGCUGCCAGAGAGAUUUCCAGUGCUUGUGAUGAUGAAAGCCCUGAUACGCCAUCCAAGGACCCGUAUAAUGAAUUCAACACCCCGUUCUCGACCGACUGGAUGACUGUUCUCAAAUGGGUGCUUGACCGGCUCGUGUUUUCCAACAUCCCCACCCAUUACCUGGUCACCGAUGGCGGUCAUCUCCCGGAGGAGAGUGUUCGAUUUUUCGAAGUUGACACCCGAUGGAUGAACGCAAUGAUUGAUGGAGCCUUGAGUCUGGCCAACUACAUCGAUCAGGAGGACGACAAGGUUCGCAAGGCAAUUUUCCACGCCAUCAAUCUCUACCGCACAACACCAAUCUCCGAGCUCGAUGGUGAACGACCUCCAUUGCCCAUUUAUGGAUGCUAUGUUCGAUCCGCCUUGAUAACCAAGUUUCCUGACCUGAAGGUUGAAAUCCGACGGGGUAGUAGACCCAUAGAACAAGAAAAGCUCAUCCUACUCCGUCAUGACAUCGUGAAUGUGGACACGAUGUUCUGUUUGUUCUCUAAACGCCCUUCUGCCAACACGUGGGAUGAACUUUGGUUCACACAGCCUCCACAUCAACAAUCAUUUGUCGCAGGAGCUACGGUAGAUGCUAACAGGAUCUUGAUCCCCUUCCGAAAAGCAUAUACGACUAAUCUCUGGAAAGAGGAUGGAGAUGAUGUCAAUGAGCCCAUGAAAGAAUUUCUCUGGAAUCACGCACAGCAGCCCGAUGGGUCUAGCGAGCCUGGUGAUCCCAAUUACCCUGAAGAGGGGCCCGGGGUUAUUUAUCACUGGACCGACCCCGACAACCCAUCGGUUGAGAUACGCCGACUGUCAAUGGAGUAUUAUGCUCAACUCUACUUGGAGACCGCACAAAACGAGAUGGACACGAGUCGCUUCGAUGAUAAAUUUGCAACAUCAGCAUUGAUGGCUACCCAGAUGAACUCGUUCGCGUGGAGGUUAAAGAUCGGCAUCAACGGUGAAAACUCCCUGGCCACCCAGGACCUCAUCUUCCACAUCGUUAUGCAAAGUGGCUGGGCAACAUUCGAUACACAUCUCGAGUAUCUCAGGUUCACGAUACCCCUCAAAGACCCCAAAGCGGAUGGCAGCGCCGCUUUGAUGAAGUCAUAUAUUGGCCCAGGGGCGUAUAUGCUCUCAAAUGUUCGUUUCAACCCAAUACUCAGCUUUCGCAAGACCGAUGAAGGAGUCAACACGCACCUUGUCAUUACUUUGACCCCCCGUAAGGUCGCCACAAAUGGCAGGAAUCCAGGUGUGUGGGUGAAAAACUGUCGAGAGCUCAGCUUCGUCUUGACUGGUGUGUACAUCAACCGCUACUCGACCGACAACCGGCGAGUCUCGUACAACGGUGAGGAGGGGAACGCUAAGGUGGAGGUGAAAUACAACGAUAGAACAAGUCCAGAGGUUCCUCACAUACAGGAAGAAACUCGGCUCAGGCUGGAGAAAAAGGAGGCUAAAUCUAUGAAGGAUACGCGUGCUGCUUUUUUAGAAUCGGCAGUCCUGCCAUAG
This is a messenger RNA of Aspergillus caelatus, 3180 nucleotides long. RefSeq lists its product as uncharacterized. The transcript is spliced from 2 exons. The record is from RefSeq and is a predicted model, not a curated record. The coding region runs from base 1 to 3180 and encodes 1059 amino acids. Lineage: Eukaryota; Fungi; Ascomycota; Eurotiomycetes; Eurotiales; Aspergillaceae.